CCCCAGGUGCGGGAAACUUGGCUCUGACAAACCUUCAAUUUGGCCUGGCGUUCGUUGUGCGCGUGAGCCUCGCCCUCCCACCCGCUCCUCCUCUCUUCCCCUUCUUCUCAUCCACCGCCGCCGCCGCCGCCUCUUCUCCUCCCACCUUCCGCUACUUAAUUACUCAUUUCUUUUCUGAGCCCGUUCCUCUGCUGGCUGGAGGAUAGGCAACUUGUCCUUUGCGCUUUUCGUCCGUUGCCGACCCGCUCCCUGGCACGUUACGUCAGAGGCCGCACGGACAACUUCGACAUCCUUCCGCCUGACAGGUCGUCGUCGUCGCCGCCGCCGCCGCCAUUUCUACAGCAUCGACUCGACCGUAACCAUCCCAACCAGAAUCGACUCGGCUCGACGCUGCCAUCCCAGCGCGCACGCCGCGGCCAUGGAUAAGAUCCCGCGGCUUCGUCGCAAGCCAAAGCCUCCGGCCAUCGAGACGGCCGUCGAGCGCACCAGCCGAGACUCGACGGGCAGCGAUGGGGACCCCGAUGCCCCUCACUAUCAGCAUCACGGGCUCUCGCCGGCCGUGGCGGUCUUCGCCAACCACUCGCUGCACAAGUCGGCCGGCGCCUCUCCUGCCAAAAAGUCGCCUCUACGAAGCCUUAAAAUACGCGCUUCGACCAAGCGCGCCCGUGGGAUCUCGCCGGCUGACCACACACCCAGCUCACCCGUUGCCGCCGUCUUCAGCCAUGGCAGCGUCGCACCGCACGCCUCAGCAUCGCGAUCCCCCCACCACGGCCGCUCCGACACCAAAAGCCGCCCGAAACCAGAGAUGCCGGGAUUCUUGGCGCAGUCGACUCAAGAGAUCGAUCGCAAGUUUCAGGAAAUCACCUGGGCCGAGCGUAUCAGGGUCGCCGACGCCCUGCGGAAUCAAGACGUCGAUAACUACCGGUGGGGGCACUACCCGCAAUACGACCCCUACCAGCGAAGCAUGGAUCGCUACAGCAACAUCCGUCCGUGGAAUCACAAUCGCGUCAAACUCAGGGUUGCGCCAGACGAGUACGACUACGUCAACGCCUCAACCAUAACCCUCCCAUCUCCAAGCGACGAGACUCUGGGCCCACUACGCUACAUCGCCAUGCAAGGCCCGACCGAGCCCUCCUUCGACUGCGUCUGGCGCAUGGUGGCCGAGCAGAUGUCCUCACCCGCAGUCAUCAUUCAGCUUACAACCAUGAGCGAGAACGGCUGUAUCAAAUGCCACCAAUACUUUCCGGAUUCAGAGGAAGAGUCGACCUGGACGCUCAACGAAGCCGACGGCUGGGGCGACGGCUGGACUGCACAGCUGACGUACACGUCCCUGCAGACGGUCGACAACGGUGCCAUCGAGAUUCGCAAGCUUCUGCUCGACGUCGAGGGCGAGAAUGAGACACGAGUGAUUUGGCACUUUUUGUAUCGGCAGUGGCCAGACUUUGGCGUCCCGACAUUUGAUGACAUGGGCAGCUUCUACAACCUCAUGAAGCUGUCCCGCGACUAUUCCGCGCCGUCCAGUCCGCGCAUCGUCCACUGCAGCGCCGGCGUCGGUCGCACUGGCACCUUCAUCUGCCUCGAGCACCUCAUGCGAGAGCUCGAGCUUGGCGCCUUCGACAAGUACGACUCAUCCGCCAAGUCGGCAGACCCCAUCUUCGACACGGUCGAGCUGCUCCGCCAGCAGCGUCGCGGCAUGGUGCAGAGUGACAACCAAUACCAUUUCCUUUACACUGUCAUGCGCAGGCUGUGGUGCGAGAGGCACGGUAUUGCAGAAGACGACGGCUACGGCGGGGGCAGUGAGCCGGCGGCCAAGAGGCUCGAGGUCGCGGACCCGUUCACGGACAACGGCGACGAUGCCAAGCGCUUCGCUUCCAACGCUGGCAGCAGCCACGGAGUGCCGAGGUAGCGACUCGGCCCGAUGCUGCGUUCAAGGAGCACAACCAACAGCGACGCAGACCCGUCACGCACGGAUGCGUCGCCUAAGACAAGGAGCGAGUAACGGACGAUCCUAAACUUGGAGACACCGAGUUGGAUCCCCCGAUAUUGGACCUUUUUGACCUUUGUACCUAUAAAUUUUGCAGCUUUGCUUUCAUUGCAUGCAGGGCGCGGACUGAUGUGCACGCACACACCGCGGAACGGGGCGCGGCGUAUGGGAUGAGGAUUCAGGGGCAUGGGACUUGAGGCUGGCUGCGGCCUUGGCUUCGGCCUCCACGUUGGGAUCAUGUUUUGCAGCGAGGCUGGUGUAGGGAGCGAUCCGGUGAGCUUGCUGAGGUUUUUCUCAGCGUCAUACGUGUCACAACCAUGGUUUAUAGAUGAGACUGGGGCUCAUUGUCAAGUGAGGCCCGAACCAAUGUCCCGCGAGGGACCCCAUUUUACUUUCAUGUGCUUCGUCCAUGUUUUAGUUGUGUGUUGAACCGAGGUACAUUAUAUUAAAUCCCAGUAGUCUGAGGUCUCUCCCACUACUUUCUGCUACCAAAGCAACCACACGACUGCGUGACUCGAUAAUAAAGCAACAGCUAAUUUUGCCCACCGAUGAAUGAACACUGAAUCAAGUGCUCAAGAUCCCAUGCCCUCAAGGGGGCACAAACAAGGCU
Purpureocillium takamizusanense is the source of this 2594-nucleotide messenger RNA. Its product is annotated as Protein-tyrosine-phosphatase. Gene Ontology annotation, biological process: protein dephosphorylation. Lineage: Eukaryota; Fungi; Ascomycota; Sordariomycetes; Hypocreales; Ophiocordycipitaceae. The transcript has 2 exons. The record is from RefSeq and is a predicted model, not a curated record. The coding region runs from base 419 to 1906 and encodes 495 amino acids. Gene Ontology annotation, molecular function: protein tyrosine phosphatase activity.